Molecule: messenger RNA, 480 nt
Organism: Rhipicephalus microplus (southern cattle tick)
Lineage: Eukaryota; Metazoa; Arthropoda; Arachnida; Ixodida; Ixodidae
Biological process (GO): symbiont-mediated perturbation of host defenses
Molecular function (GO): amine binding
Source: RefSeq, a predicted model, not a curated record
ACGAACGCUCGGCAGUGCAUAUAUGUAGGGCCCCAGAGGUUCCCAAACGGAGACUGCAUAGAGCGAAAUAACGCGAUGAUGCGUGAAGUGUUUGCCGUUGUCUUCGUUUUCUCGCUAUGCAGCACCAACGUUAUCCAAGCCAAGCUCGGAGCACCGGGUGGUCCCAUGAAGUUGAAGUUGCUCCAUCUACCGGACAGCUUCAAGAUCAUCUCGAGCUGGGAGUCCGCACUAGCCAUUGCGGUCUCGGACCCCACGUUCGACUGUAUGAUGGCUAAUCGCACCACUAUUGACUACGAGGCACAGACAGCAACCUUCGUGUGGACCCUCCGUGAGACCGAUCGUUCGCCAAGGCAAGAAGUCACGUUCUUGGUCAGGCCUGGACUUGUACCUCACACCAUAGAGACGUCCGUAGGCGAUGGCAAGUGCAAAUUUUUCAUGCAACAUCCUAAACCAAUAGUGCAUUCCUACGACAGACUGUAA